Molecule: messenger RNA, 1227 nt
Organism: Kickxella alabastrina
Lineage: Eukaryota; Fungi; Kickxellomycota; Kickxellomycetes; Kickxellales; Kickxellaceae
Product: 6-phosphofructo-2-kinase-domain-containing protein
Exons: 5
Coding region: 79-1227 (382 amino acids)
Biological process (GO): fructose metabolic process; fructose 2,6-bisphosphate metabolic process
Cellular component (GO): cytosol
Molecular function (GO): ATP binding; 6-phosphofructo-2-kinase activity; fructose-2,6-bisphosphate 2-phosphatase activity
Source: RefSeq, a predicted model, not a curated record
UUCAAUUCAAUUCACAUUAAAAAUAUUAUUUUAAACAUUCAACUUUUUGUUUUUUCACACUAAUAUACCUUUUAAACAAUGCUUGCCGGUGGUACUCGGAUUGUGGUCGUUAUGGUCGGCCUGCCCGCUAGAGGCAAAACCUAUAUCUCAUACAAAGUUUCGCGGUAUCUCGUGUGGCUCGGCGUCAACUGCCGCGUGUUCAAUGUCGGCGAGUACCGGCGCACGAUUGUCGGCGCACAGCUCGACCACAGUUUCUUUGACCCGCACAACCAGGUGGCAACCGACCAGCGGCUAAACUGCGCAAUGAUGGCGCUGAAUGACGUGUUCCGGUGGUUCGAGGCCAUACACAACGGCGUGGCCAUCUACGAUGCGACAAACUCGACGCGGUCACGGCGCAAGAUGAUCCUGGAUGAGUGUCAAAAGCACAACAUUGAAGUGAUGUUCUGCGAGAGCUGGUGCGACGACAACGACCUGAUUGACCUCAACAUCCGCGAGGUCAAGCGCACAAGCCCCGACUACAAGGGCGUGCAGGACGUCCAGCGCGUGAUGGACGACUUCCACAGCCGGAUCGACCACUACAGCGAAGUGUACGAGCCGGUGGGCGGCGACGGCACUCGGCCGCUGGCCAAGGGCAAGUAUCAGCUGCCGCCGACGAACCCAACGCUGGAGGAGUACGACGAGCGGAUGGUCUCGUACGUGCGCAAGAUCAACGUCGGCGCCAAGAUAGUCAUCAACCGCAUCACGAGCUACCUCGAGUCGCGCAUAAUCUACUUUAUGAUGAACAUCCACAUAGCUACGCGAUCGGUGUUCUUCAGUCGCCACGGCGAGAGCAUGUACAACCUGGACCAGCGGCUAGGCGGCGACCCUCAUCUCAGCCCCAAUGGGCGCAAAUACGCUGAAGCGCUGCCUGGACUGGUCUCUAAGCUACUGGGCGACCAGCCGCUGACUAUCUGGACAUCGACUUUGAAGCGCACGGCGGAGACUGCUGCGGCUUGCCACGAAAACAAGUUUGAAUUCCGCUACCGCGGCGGCGAAUCAUACCGGGACGUGGUCCUGCGACUGGAGCCAGUCAUCAUGGAACUAGAACGCCAGCAGAAUAUCAUGAUAAUCUCGCACCAGGCCGUGCUGCGUUGCAUCUAUGCCCCACAUUCUUACUGUCAUGAAAUUUUUUUUCCCUCAUCGAAUGGCAUGAUUCUUCGCACCCACAUUAUCUUUGGCUGUAUAUAA